AAGAAAGUGGAGUCUCUAGAUCUCACUCCUCGUAGCAGAUUUACACAGCGCCGCUCAGAAUUGAGACCUUCAUCUCCGCACGUGGUUGUCACAUGAUAAGAGAAGCUGGAGUAGUUUUGCAUUCCUGACAUUCAAGAUACAAAUAUGGGAUCCAAGGUCUCAGUGGAAGAAUCCGUACGAGUGGUGAUUGUUGGUGGAGGGUUUGCCGGUAUUGCUGCUGCCAGUCAGCUGAAAUCCUUUGGAAUUCCUUUUCUGUUAGUUGAUAUGAAAGAUGCAUUUCAUCAUAAUGUAGCUGCUCUUCGUGCUUGUGUAGAGAGUGGCUUUGCAAGAAAAACGUUCAUAUCCUAUAAGGAUUCCUUCCAUGACAGCUUUAAACAAGGCAAAGUGGUUGGAAUAAAUCUUCAGACCCAACUUGUGAUUUUAGAAAGCAAUGAGGAGCUUUCGUUUUCUCACCUCAUCAUUGCAACUGGGAGUAAUGGGCCCUUCCCCGGCAAGUUUAAUGAAGUCAUCUCUAAAGACCAAGCUAUUCAGAUAUAUGAAAAUCUGGUUGAAGAGAUUCAGAAGGCUAAGCAUGUGGUGGUAGUGGGUGGAGGUUCUGCAGGAGUCGAGAUGGCGGCUGAGGUUAAGACUGAUUAUCCAGAAAAAGAGGUCACUUUAAUCCAUUCCAAAAUUGCAUUAGCAGAUGUUCAGCUGCAACCAAGUGUCAGAAGAACUGUGAAGGAAAUCCUGUUGAGAAAGGGUGUCAGACUAAUUCUGGCACAAAAAGUCACCAAUUUGGACCAAGUGACUCCAAAUGUUGCCCAAGAGAACAUGGAGUUGCAGUUGGACAAGGACUCGGAGGUGGUAAAUUGUGACCUUGUUUUAUGUUGCAUUGGAUUGAAGGUCAGUUCCUCAAGUUACAGAAGUGCUUUGGGUGACAAAAUGGCAGAAGACGGUUCCCUUAUAGUUAAUGACUACCUUCAGGUGCAAGGACAUGAAAAUGUUUAUGCAGUUGGGGACUGUGCAUAUAUUAAUGAACCCAAGAUGGCAUAUUAUGCUGGCAUUCAUGCCAGAGUGGCAGCAACCAAUGUUCGGAACAGCCUGAUUGGGAAAUCACUUAAAUCCUACAUACCAGGGGCUCUUUCUAUGCUUCUUUCAAUGGGACGAAAUGAUGGCGUCGGACAGUUCAAUGGAUAUUAUUUAGGUCGUUGUUUCGUGACCAUGGCUAAAAGCCGUGAUAUUUUUGUUUCAAAGAGCUGGAAGGAAAUGGGCCAAACGAUGCCUCGUUAAUUCUGCAGCUCAGAGACUGGAUGAAGUUUUGUCUAUUAAGUUUCUUGCUGAUGUUUGUGCAAAUGCGACUGUGUGUAACAGGUUGGGGAAUGCCUACAAUUGAAGACACUUUAAACCUACUAACUAACACUACCUCACUUUUUUUUAUGGUUUUAUGGUUGACCACCUGUUCCCAGUGAAGGUUCUGGAUAUUCCUAUAUCAUUAUCUUGGAAAAACUGAAAAAUUCAUUUAUAGUUUGUGUGUGUAUGGAUGCUGGAUUUCAUUUAGAGUGGUUGAACUUGAUGGAUUUUGGUCUUUUUUUCAACCCAACUUAACAUGUUACUAUGAAUAAUUUGACUAAAAGCUUUAUGAGAAGAUCCAAACAAGAGCAACAUAAGCACAACCAUUGUUACCUGAAUGAAUGGCAAUUCAGUACAUAGCACAAGUUUAAACAGAUUUCUACAGUCUACUGUUGCAUUAGACAUGGGGAAGCCUGUUUUCUAAUUUUUAAGGUUGAGAAAAACAAAAUGUGAGCGCCAAAAAAAUUGUGCAACUUCUUUUUCUCUAAAGACUAUUCUCGUGCAUCACAUUGUUCCAUUCAUUUUCAGUGAGGUUUUAAAAUACUUGAAUGUUUGAAUGAACUGAGAAAAUAAAUAUAUAUUAAAGCUGUUAAAUCGAACCACAUCAGCUUACUUACGGUA
Molecule: messenger RNA, 1950 nt
Organism: Xenopus laevis (African clawed frog)
Lineage: Eukaryota; Metazoa; Chordata; Amphibia; Anura; Pipidae
Gene: aifm2.S
Product: apoptosis inducing factor, mitochondria associated 2 S homeolog
Biological process (GO): negative regulation of ferroptosis; positive regulation of apoptotic process; apoptotic mitochondrial changes
Cellular component (GO): mitochondrial membrane; lipid droplet; cytoplasm
Molecular function (GO): NADPH dehydrogenase (quinone) activity; oxidoreductase activity; NADH dehydrogenase (quinone) (non-electrogenic) activity
Source: RefSeq, marked provisional